Molecule: messenger RNA, 1441 nt
Organism: Pollicipes pollicipes
Lineage: Eukaryota; Metazoa; Arthropoda; Thecostraca; Pollicipedomorpha; Pollicipedidae
Product: zinc finger CCHC domain-containing protein 24
Exons: 5
Coding region: 138-608 (156 amino acids)
Source: RefSeq, a predicted model, not a curated record
CGACCAGGCUGCAGUGAGCACGGCCCAAUCGCGCUCAACACGGGGCGAAGGUGGCGACGCCUGGCGGCAGCCGACACGCCCCGUAACAGGAGACGAUCACUGGCGCCCCUCGGAGUCACCUGGCUUCCUGCACAGCCAUGGCUAGUGGCUCGCACUCAGAUGCGGAAGACGGGCUGAUGGUGGAAUUUGCCUCCCUGCAGCUGCAGGACAAACCGGACAAGCCUCCGAAGCAUUAUCGAUGUGGCGUGUGUCACGAGAUAGGACAACAUUUCAUCAACUUCUGUCCACAAGCGCUGAAGACUGGCGUGAAAACGCCGUACCAAGGCAAGCGGCGUGCGUUCGGCGAGUACCAGUGCUGCGAAUGUCGCCGUCUCUGGCAGUCGAGUCGCAGCUGGGCCAACAUGGCGCAGGAGUGUCAAUCUUGCCGCAUUCGCAUCUAUCCUCAUCGGCAGACACCCUUGCACAAACCUGGCGGGCUAGACAAGAUAGACCAGGACAAGAAGCACCCGGCCGAGCUGUGCGAGAAGUGCACCAAACUGGGCUACAGCUGCGUCUUGCACAACUCGAAGGAGUCGGUCGCGUCGCCUGCGGAUGAGGAAGACGACUAGCCAACGGACAAGUGUUUUGGAGGGCCGCCUACCGGCGCGAAUCGCAGAGAUAUGUGUUAGAUUCAGAAGCCGGGUGACAUCCUCUGACAUUGUUAGUCAUUCCUCCGGCGCUGUUGCUUCUGAACUAGUUUGAGAUCAUACCGGCGUCGUUCGUAUGAGGUCAGUUUUGUAUUCUGGAGUCGAUCCCCUCGGAUUUUUUCCGGGUGACGCAGUUAAAUGAAGUGAUAUUUAGUAAAAGAAGAGCGUUUACUGAGAGGUUAUUGUGAGCCAUAUAGUUGUAUAGGUUCAUAGAGUUUUGUGAGCCAUUUGAUGCCUAUCAUCUGAAAAGGUCUAUGUAAAUGAGACUUAUUAAGCGAAUUGUGAUGAUGGUUCAGUGAAGUGAUAUCAUGAGUCUGGAAAAGUGAAACGUGAGCGUAUCCACUGAUUAAACCACUAACUGUGGCGAAGAGCGUCAUGGCUCCUCCAACACUCGAAAUGUAGACCGCGUACCCCAGCCUCGAGCCCGGACUGGACAGACUGAGCAUUGAAUGAGUAACGGAGGGGUAACUGUACUGAACCGUACCAAUACUGAUCAGCAUGAGCUAUCAUCCAAUGAUGAUAUGAAACGUACAACCCUGUUCAAGCGCCACUUAAAAGUCCGUGUGUGCACUUAAAGACAAGUCCACUUUGUGUUGAAAACUGCACUUUGAGCUUUGGCGAACACCUGCGCCCCUCUCCAUGGGGUAGCCAUUGCCUCUGUCUCGCAGUGACACCGCAACGCCGUGUCUAUGAAACCUCAGGAUCAGCCGUCAUCGCAGGGAUAUUUCGUGCCGCAAAUACACCCUCUCUUGAUG